AUGAAAAAGAUCCAAGGGCUUCAUUUAAAAUGUCCAAUAGAAUAACAUGAGUUUUUAGAAUUAGCUUGUGUGAAUAAACUAUGUAAAGCUAAUAGAGUUUAUUGUCAUUAAUGUCUUAAAAAUGGAGAUCAUGUUGCUCAUCAAAAGGAUUAAAAGAAUUUAAUUGAAUUAAUUGAAUUUUUUCAUAAAAUUGAACAAGAAAGUGAAAAUUUAAUAUCAAAAUUGUGUUCGAUGGUUGAAGAAAUAAGGGAACUCUUUAUAGAAUUAAAUUAAGAAUUGAGAAAAACAUUUCAAUUUUCUAAAGAAAGAUUGUAACAAUUAAAUGCAAAGCAAUUGAAUUAAGCUUUAGAUUAAAUAAUUUAGUUUGAUGAAAUUAAAAUAGAUUUAUUACAAGAACUAGAGACAUGUUCUGAUAAUAUGGUCAAUUAAUUAAAAAUACUAAUUAAAGAUUUGAAACUAAAGCAAUAACAUAAUAGUUAAUAAAAUAAAUAAGAACAAGAACAAGAAAAAUAAAAAGUAGAAGAAUUAUAUAAAUAAGGUAUUGAUAUGAUUUAUUUAGGUUAUAAAUUAUAUUGGGAUAGUAAAUAUAAAGAAGCAAUAAAACUCUUCGAUGCUGCAUUAUUCAUAAAUACAAAACAUUUAGAUUCAUUAAAUUAUAAAGGUAUUAAAAUUAUAGAUAAAUGUAUUAGCCAGAAGUUUAUAUUAUUUAGAUAAUUAUAAUGAUGCGAUUAUAUGGGCUGAUAAAGCUUUGUCUAUUGAUUCAAAACAUAUCGAUUCAUUAAAUUAUAAAGGUAUAAAAAUUAUAGAUAAAUGUAUUAGCCUAGUGUUUAUUUUAUUUAAGUAAUUAUAAUGAUGCGAUUAUAUGGGCUGAUAAAGCUUUGUCUAUUGAUUCAAAGCAUAUCGAUUCAUUAUAUUAUAAAGGUAUUAAAAUUAUAGAUAAAUGUAUUAGCCAGAAGUUUAUAUAAUUUAGGUAAUUGUAAUGAUGCAAUUAUAUGGGCUGAUAAAGCUUUGUCUAUUGAUUCAAAACAUCUCAAUUCAUUAUAAACAAAAUGUAAUUAUUCAUUUCUAAUAUGGGUUAAUCAUUACACGAAAUGGGUAAAUAUGAGUAAGCUCUUUAGAUUAUUGACCAAGCAUUGAAUUGUAAACCAAAUAAUUGUUACUCUUUAUACUUAAGAGGUUUUUUAUAUUUAUAUUUAUAUAGGUAAAUGCUUACAAUCAUUAUAAAGAUAUUCAGAAGCAAUUAUUUAUUAUGAAAAGUCUAUUUAAAUCGAUCCAAAUUUUUCACCAUCCAAAAAUGGCAAAGGUAUUUUUAUUAAUUUAUAUCUCUAGCUAAAUGUGAAAAAUUAAUUAAUAAAUAAUAAUGA
Molecule: messenger RNA, 1364 nt
Organism: Paramecium primaurelia
Lineage: Eukaryota; Ciliophora; Oligohymenophorea; Peniculida; Parameciidae
Source: the annotation of a GenBank genome assembly